AUGGAGGGUGCCGCGCAGGCCCUCGUGAGCAACGUUGGGCAGCUGGUGGGGGAGGAGUUCCGGCAGCUCCGCGGAGUGGGCGGCGAGGUCGCUCGUCUGAGGGACGAGCUGGCCACCAUGAACGCCCUCCUCCGCAUGCAGUCUGAAGCAGAGGAGGGUGCCGUGGACCACUUCGUCCGGGAGUGGAUGAAGCAGCUGCGGGAGGUCGCCUACGACGCCGAGGACUGCGUCGACCUCUACUUAUUCCGCGUCCGGUGCCGAUCGGGCGACCGCUAUUUCGUCUGGUGCAAGCACCUGCUUGAGACGCUCAUGUCUCGGCGCCGCCUCGCCGGUGACAUCAGGGCCCUCCGUGCCCAUGCCGCCGCCAUCAACGAGCAGCACGCUCGUUACGGCGUCAACCUCGAGCCACUGCGCCGCCCUCCUUCUGUAUCCUUGCGGGCGGUGGCCGUGUCCGCGCGUGCGCUCCGCCCUGCCGACGACCCGUGUCAGUUCGUCGGCAUCACGGAGAAGGCUACCCCCCUGGCCAAUAAGGUGAAGGACAACGUGGAGGGUGACAUGAAGCUCAAGGUUUUCUCCAUCGUGGGCUUCGGGGGCCUCGGCAAGACUACGCUGGCCAUGGAGGUGUGCCGGCAGCUGGAGGCAGAUUUCCAACGUCAAGCGCAAGUGUCCGUGUCCCAGGCGUUCGACGGCAGGAAGGGCCUCAAGGGACUUCUCAUACGCGUGCUGCAGCAGAUCGUCAAGCCCAAGUCAGAUAAUGACCAAGGCAUCACAGAAGAGGAUUCUAUCAAAGGCAUCGAGAGCAUGGACGAGGAGAAACUGUCUGACAAGCUAAAGGAGCUCCUCGAAAACAAGAGGUACCUCAUUGUGAUUGAUGACGUAUGGACCAUUGCAGCCUGGGAUGCAAUCUUUUCCAAGUUACCGGACAACAAGUGCAGCAGCAGAAUCAUUGUUACCACUCGGAUAGAUAAUGUUGCAAAGGCAUGCAGUGAUGCUAGUGGUGACAUCUAUAAUAUACAAGCUCUGAAUCCAUCAGACUCCAAGAAGCUGUUCCUAAGAAGAGCAUUUAGCUCAGUGAGUGACUCUUGCCCCAAGGACUUGGAAGAGGUUAUGGAGAAAGUCUUAAAAAAAUGUGGUGGACUGCCAUUGGCAAUUAUAAGUGUUGCCAGCCUUUUGGCAAGCUACAGCUCACCUGAAAGCAAACAUAUGUGGGAAAUAGUUUUCAAAUCAAUUGGUUCACAGAUGGACAGCCACCCUACCCUUGAGGGGAUGAGACAAAUAGUUACAUUGAGCUAUGACCACCUGCCUCAUCAUCUUAAGGGUUGCAUGAUGUAUCUUAGCAUUUUCCCAGAGGAUUAUGUGAUUGUCAAGGAUCGAUUGUUGAUGAGAUGGAUUGCUGAAGGAUUGGUUGCUGAGAAGCGGGGGUUGACAAUGAUGGAGGUAGCAGAAUCAUACUUCAAUGAGCUGGUGAGUAGAAGCAUGAUUGAUCGGGACUCUGAUGUAGUCACCUACUAUGAUGGGAGGGUGGAGACGUGUCGAGUGCAUGACAUGACACUCGAGGUCAUGGUUUCGAAAUCCCUCGAGGCUAACUUUGUUAGCCUCAUAGGUGGGCAGUACGAGGGGAUGUCAUACGAUAGGAUUCGUCGCCUCUCAAUUCAUGGAGGUGGGGAGAUUGCCAAAGAAUCUCCAUCCCAGAAGAAGACAGCGAGGCAUGGUCGUAAGGAUGGCAUCGAGGGGAUGAAUGUGCAGCAUGCCCGAUCAUUGAGCCUGUUUGAGUUUGAAGGAGACAAACUGCUUGGUCGGCUACGUGAGUUCACCCUGCUUAGGGUGCUUGACCUGGAAGAUUGCAAGGGCCUAGAAAACAAACAUAUGCGCCACAUCUGCCGGAUGUACCUUCUAAGGUUCUUGAGCUUGAAGGGUACAAAUAUCAGUGAGAUGCCUUCGGAAGUUGGUAAACUGGAGCAUUUGCAGACCCUUGAUGCACGCAACACGUGGCUUAAAGAUCUACCGGAGAGUUUGACAGAUCUAGAGCAACUCGAGAGCCUGCAGUUCUCCAAUGGGUGGACACUGCCCGAGGGAGUGAAGAAAAUGAAGUCACUGCGCAAGGCGAACAAAGUGGUUAUCAGAUCAAACCUUGUAGUUGCUCGGGAGGUCGGUGAGCUGGAAAAAUUGCAAGACUUGCGUAUCUAUGUCGCCAGUGACUCUGACAAUCAUCAGCAUGUCCAUCUACAGCUUAUCCAUUCAAUAGGCAAGCUAUACUCCCUCCGAUGCUUGAACAUUGGGGACACGGGUUAUGACCGAAAGGUAAUGAACUUUCUACAUAAGCUCCCCUCGCCACCAAGGCUCCUUCGAUACCUUAGGAUCUGUGGUGGCCUUGUUGGCGGUGGAUUGCCUGCCUGGGUUGGGCUACUCACUAAUCUUGUUGAGUUUGUCAUAGCGUGGGCAUACCUUGAGGGUGACCAACUAUUAGACACACUGUGUAAGUUGCCCAACCUGAAGAGGCUCACCCUGGAGACACACUUCUACGCAGAGAAAAGGCUGGUUGUACGCGAGACCCAGAUCUUUCCAGUGCUCACGGAUCUGAAACUGACAAAUUCUCCUGGAGUUGAGGUUUACGAAUUUGAGAAAGGAUGCAUGCCAAAGGUUGAGGUGUUUGAGCUGGAUUUUGCUAACAUUGAGAAGAAAAUUGUUGGCAUCGAGCACUUGACCAACCUAAAAGAGGUGCAGUUCUUUGGUCGGAAAGACAACAAAGCCCUGAAACUUGCAUUGGAGGAGCUAAAGAAUGAGAAUCGGAGGCGCGGCCAGUCCAAUCAGUUGACCGUCAAAGUGAGAUACGAGUGAUAACUGUGCUUGCAGCUGUUCUUGGCGGUCAUCAUCUGGUUCAGUUUGUUUGCUUACUUGUUUCAGCCGUUCUUGGUGGAUUUGUGACUGUUGUUUCGUUGUUGUUCUCGUCAUGUAAAGUUGGAGUCCUCAGCCGUUAUUUUAUUUAUUUUGUUUAAUCAUCAACAUCAUCUCGUCAUGUAAGUCUAUAAAAUGUACCAGCUUGCGUCCUAAAUAACUGUUGGGUUCUAGA
This is a messenger RNA of Triticum aestivum (bread wheat), 3070 nucleotides long. RefSeq names its product disease resistance protein Pik-2. The record is from RefSeq and is a predicted model, not a curated record. NCBI's taxonomy places the organism in Eukaryota, Viridiplantae, Streptophyta, Magnoliopsida, Poales, Poaceae. The coding region runs from base 1 to 2838 and encodes 945 amino acids. The transcript has 2 exons. Gene Ontology annotation, biological process: defense response to other organism. Gene Ontology annotation, molecular function: ADP binding.